AUGGUGCCAGUGCGUCUUGCCGGGAGGAGUUUGAAUCGUUUCCCUGGCUAUAUAAGACCCACCUGGGGCUCGCUUAGGUCCCCCAUCUUCUCUCUCCUCUACCACCACCAUCUCCUCCCUCCCCUCCCCUCCCCUCCCCUCCCCUCCCCUCCCUCCCGGACCCGGACCCAAGGCCGCCCAAUCAAGACCGGUGUCAAGACUCAACAUCAACUACCAAGACCUCAAGCCGGGACCGUAUCGGAUUGGGAUCGCUCGCGACGCGAUCGACAGGCCAUGGGUGUCACGGGGAUGUGCGCAGAGUCGCGCUGCGGCCUCAAGAACCUCGAGGGAUAUACGGCAUCCCGGACACAAUACCCUAUUAACCCCUCAUUAAAGGACAUGCCGGCCAGCGUCGUGCAUUGUCCUGGGGAUGGUCCAAUCUUUCAUUUGCUAGACACCCUUCGGGGUGUCACUUUCUCUUCGAGGCUAGUCCUCUCAUUAUGUCCCCUGACGCCCCGCUCGUUGGGGUUCUCUCCCCCAGAUCGGCACGAGCUCCGUGUCCUGCAUCUAUGGCCUUCGAAUGACCCUGACAUGGGCAAGGCGGAGAGAGAGAGAGCCUUUUGGACUGGAUUAUUGAGCGGACUCCCUUCUGGACACGGCGACAUCGACAUCGACCUCACGACCGAGCUCAAGCACGACUUCAACAUCGACCUCACGAGCGAGAUCAAGCACGACGUCGACACCGAGCUCCAACGAGCUUCAAUACCGGUCCCCUGGGAGAGCACGCUCGCAUGGAGUGGUGUCCGACACAAACUCAUAGUGUCUCGAGAAACAUUUAUUGAUCAGGGCUCUAGUACCUCUUCGGAGGGAAGCCAACAGACGCUUACUAACAGGACGGUGUGUGUCAGUAAGCUCAAGACGAUCGACUCCCUGAGCAUCAACACUCGGGCACGACGACGGGUCUGGUCGACGACUCCAAUCAAGCACGACAUCAACACUGGGCGGCGGGAUCUGGGGUAUCUUGGGCUGGGUCUGCUGGGUCUCCUGUAUCUGCUAGGUCUCUUCCUGCUAGGCGACAUCGACCUCACGACCGAGAUCAAGCACGACAUCGACACCGUGCCCCAAUACCUCAGAGCCCGCUCCUCUGGGGGAAGCCAACAGACGCUACUAACGGGUGAGUGGCUUGACCCUUCGAUCCACUUCACUCGUAUAUUCCCUUUAUGGCCUUCGAAUGACCCCAACAUGGGCAAGGCGGAGAGAGAGAGUCUCCUGGAUUGGAUUACUCAGUGA
This is a messenger RNA of Stereum hirsutum FP-91666 SS1, 1269 nucleotides long. RefSeq lists its product as uncharacterized. The record is from RefSeq and is a predicted model, not a curated record. The transcript has 12 exons. Bases 1 to 1269 code for a protein of 422 amino acids. NCBI's taxonomy places the organism in Eukaryota, Fungi, Basidiomycota, Agaricomycetes, Russulales, Stereaceae.